Molecule: messenger RNA, 1486 nt
Organism: Arvicanthis niloticus (Nile rat)
Lineage: Eukaryota; Metazoa; Chordata; Mammalia; Rodentia; Muridae
Source: RefSeq, a predicted model, not a curated record
GACAGGAAGGACCUGACCUCAGGGUGACAGCUGCAUAUCUGCCAAUGUUAAGAACAUUUGUCAGACUGGCUCAGAAGCACGGUUAUGAACCUUACCAGAACCAUCCAUGAUCACCAUGCUCACAGUGCUGCUCUAUUUUGGUCUUAUUUUGGAACACAGAACUGCAGUACAGGCAGGACUACUCCCAAAGCCCAUCAUCUGGGCUGAGCCAGGCUCUAUGAUUGCCCUGUAUAAACCUGUGAUUAUCUGGUGUCAGGGGUCCUCAGAGGCCCAGGAGUAUCUUCUGCAUAAAGAGCGAAGCAAAGACCCUUGGGACAAACAAUUGCCUCUAGAAACCAGGAAUAAGGCCAAGUUCAACAUUCAAUACAUGACAGCAAGUUAUGCAGGCAUAUAUAAAUGUUACUAUAAGACUGCUGCUGGCUUUUCAGAGCAUAGUGAUGCCAUGGAGCUGGUGAUGACAGGAGCCUAUGAAAAUCCCAGCCUGUCUGUCUGGCCCAGCCCUGAUGUGACCUCCGGAGUUCCCAUAGCCUUUAACUGUAGCUCCUCCAUAGGACUUGGCAAAUUCAUUCUGAUCCAGGAAGGAAAACCCAACCUCACAUGGAUCCUGGACUCACAGCAUCAGGCCAAUCAGCUGUUCUAUGCUACUUUUGUUCUGGAUGCUGUUACUCCCAACCACAAUGGAACUUUCAGAUGCUAUGGCUUUUUUAGAAAUGAUCCACAGGUUUGGUCACAAUCAAGUAACCCUCUUGACCUCAUGGUCUCAGAAACCAAGGACCAGUCUUUUACAACCCCUAAAGAUGGACUGGAAGAAUACCAGAAGAUUUUGAUUGGAGUCUUGGUGUCAUUCCUCCUGCUUUUCUUCCUCCUGCUUCUUCUCAUUCUCACCCGAUACCGGUAUAGUUGCAAAAAGAAGAAGGCUAAUGCAUCUGUGGAGAACACACAAUCUGAGGACAAUGCAGAGCUGAACAGUUUGAACCCACCUGAUGAAGACCCCCAGGGAAUUGUCUAUGCCCAAGUGAAACCUUCCAGGCUUCGGAAGGACACUACAUCCAAAGAGACCCAGGUUGUAACCUAUGCCCAGUUGUGCAGCAGGACGCAGAAAUAGGACAACAGCUGAAACCAGCAAGCAGCCAACACAGGAAGAAGACCCAGACCCCACAUUCCUUGAAUGGAAACUAGGAAUUUUCUAAGAUAGUCUUUGUUUCCAGUGAACUCUGUUUAAUUAUUCCCACCCAUCGUGAAUACCUCAUGUGUCAUCAGAAGCUUCUCAGAAUUUUGGGAAUAUGCUUUAUUCUUUGUUCAGAGAUAUACAAAUGUCCUUACAUUUUGUGAAUAAAUCCAGAUCAUUCUCAAUAAACAAUUCAUGAAUUGAGAAACAAAUGAAGUGAGAUAUGAAUUAAAUGACAAUGUAACCAGGGCACACUAACCAAUGAACCUGGAAUUUACAGAAUCAUGGAUAAAUGCAUAAACAAAGAAAAUGUCUUCA